CGGGACGCUCCGGAAAACGUUUUUAAAAUUGCAGACGUAUUGGCACAGUUGAGCCAGUCGGACGAUAACCUCGAACUUGGCGUAGUUUUCAACGCACUGGUCAGCAUUUUCUCCAUUGACCCGAAGGAAACCAUUCGUGGUAUUUUCGGCCAGGUGCAACAAAAUGAGCAAGAAAUAAUUCGCGAGCGUUGCUUGAAAUUUAUGACGGCGAAGAUGCAAGUUUGGAUCGAAGGUGGGAGUAUGACGAAAGAAGUUGAAGAAGUUAUCACUCAAGAAGCUCGCAAGUGUCUACCCGACUUGAACGCCAACGAAUUCCUCAUUCUC
Notodromas monacha is the source of this 324-nucleotide messenger RNA. The record is from the annotation of a GenBank genome assembly. Lineage: Eukaryota; Metazoa; Arthropoda; Ostracoda; Podocopida; Cyprididae.